UUUUCAGACCCCUGAACUCUUAAAGACAAUGUUUUUCUUGCUUGCUUUUGUCUCUUUCUUCUUUUGCUGUCUGGUAGAUGAAGUGAAGUCCGUGUUAGUGAUGGAGGGAGAAUCUGUCACACUAUAUAAUGAUGUUACAGACAUACAGACAGAUGAUCAGAUAUUGUGGAGUUUUUUAACUAGAGAGACUAACAUCGCUCGAGUCAACAGAGAAGCCAAUCGAGUGUCAAUAUUUGCUGAUGUUCUUGAUGGGAUAUUCAGAGACAGACUGCAGGUGGAUGAUCAGACUGGAUCUCUCACCAUCACAAACAUCACAUCUCAACACUCUGGACUUUAUCAAAUGACCAUCAGCAGCAAGCAGAAGGCUUCGUAUACAUUCAGUGUUGCUGUCGCUCGCCUUCCUGUUCCUGACAUCACCAGUUAUUGUCCACAAAACUCUUCAUCAGUGUCAACAUGUGUGUUGUUGUGUUCAGUGAUGAAUGUGACACGUGUGAGUCUCUCCUGGUUCAAAGGAAAGAGUUUAUUUUCCAGCAUCAGUGUGUCUGAUCUCAACAUCAGACUCUCUCUACCUCUGGAGGUGGAAUAUCAGGAUACAAACACAUAUAGAUGUGUCAUCAACAAUCCCAUCAUGAACCACACACAACAUCUCAACAUCACUCAACUCUGUCAGCCGUGUUCAGAAUGCGAGUGCUGCUGUUGUAAUGUUUCUGAAGCUGUGAUCCGAUUGGUCAUCUCAGGUUUGGUGUGGGUGGCUACUGUUGCUGUACUAGCAUAUGACAUCAGAUCUGACAGAAGAGAUGAACAGAAGAAAAUAUCACAGACACCGUCAGACUAUCAUUGAUAAAUUGUUUGAAUGGUUCUCUUGAUUUUUUACAUUUUAAAUACGUAUUUAUCCACUUUUUAAUGGAUAGAACAAUUGAUGAAGGCUUGAUGUCAAAAUAUUAAUUGGAUCAAAUAUAACUUGUCCUAAUUAUAUUUGGCAUGUCACGAUGCUCCAAAAUUGGACGGAGCUCAAAUAACUUUACUUAAGAAAUGGUGAUCGAGCAGGCUUAUUUCAUGCAAACAGGAUUAGAUCAUGGCCAUGACACAGUCGGCUUCAUUCAUAAAAAGCAAAUUGUUGACCAAGGUACAGGAUAAAUAUAAAGAGUUUUGCGAAUUUAACAUGUAAUCAACUUGAUGUUUUACUUUUAGAAGAAUAUUUAUUGUAAUAAUUUAAUACAUUUAGAAUAGUGUUCGGUGACGACGGAUAAAUAUGAAUGAAUAAGUAAAUAAUAUAUUGUUUAAUAUAUUGUAUCUCUUGUGAAUGAGAUAUUUGCCAUAUUCAUUUGUUGGUUCUUUAUAUCAAAUAUAUAAAAGCACAGAGUGUAUACGUGUGUAUGAUAUGAGUCUGUCCUGCCAUUUGCAAAUCUGUGGUAUUUUGUCUCUUAAGUGCCCAUCUUGUAAAACUGUAUUUUUCUU
Triplophysa dalaica is the source of this 1458-nucleotide messenger RNA. RefSeq lists its product as uncharacterized. NCBI's taxonomy places the organism in Eukaryota, Metazoa, Chordata, Actinopteri, Cypriniformes, Nemacheilidae. The record is from RefSeq and is a predicted model, not a curated record. The transcript has 4 exons. Bases 29 to 841 code for a protein of 270 amino acids.